This is a messenger RNA of Morone saxatilis (striped sea-bass), 4352 nucleotides long. It is a transcript of the gene clmpb, whose product is annotated as CXADR like membrane protein b. The record is from RefSeq and is a predicted model, not a curated record. NCBI's taxonomy places the organism in Eukaryota, Metazoa, Chordata, Actinopteri, Moronidae. Gene Ontology annotation, cellular component: membrane; cytoplasmic microtubule; cell surface.
AGGAGGAGAGACUGCUGAGGUGGAGACAGAGGGGACCCUGAGACAACACGUCCCACGCCAGAGCCAGACAGCCAGGGAACUUUGAUUUGACGCCAAGUAGCCCGCGACGAAAAUGACGAUGAAGAGCAAGAGCCACGUUUCUUCUUCUUUUUGGGAGGCUUAGACAUGUCGGGCGUGUGCAACAUAUGAUGUCCUUGGACUCAUGUGCUCAAUGAAGAUUUAUUUGUCUGUGAUUUCGCUCUUCCACUCGCUGAUGGUGCCGCUCCGUUGUGCCUGCACUUAGGUCAGCCGAAUGCAUUUGAAGGCAGUCUGAGCGCAUUGUUUCCAGCUCCGUUGCAUAUGGGAUUUCCAGCCGUGAUGUCUGCAAUAUUUCGCUCUUUGUUUCUCGUUCUAUUCAGCCUGCUGUCAGUGGGUGCCCAGACGGAGAUGAAGAAGGUCGUUGGGGACAAUGCCACCUUACCAUGCCACCAUCAGUUCCCGUCAUCCAACUCUCUUGACAUCGAGUGGCUACUGCAGAAGCCAAACUCCAAACAGAAAGUGAUCAUUACCUUCUUUGGGGGCCAGGUGUACACCAAUGAGGCGACGGGCGGUGAGGCCAGCCGCCUGUCCUUUGCCGGGGAAUACCUGGGUGGAGACGCCUCCCUGCUGAUCAGUGACCUGCUGCUGACCGACUCCGGGGAAUACUACUGUAAAGUCAAGACUGGGGGAAAGUACCACUGGAGCCAGGUCAACCUCAUUGUGUUGGUCAAACCUUCCAAGCCGAGGUGCUGGAUGGAUGGCAAACUCCAUGAGGGCAGUGAUGUGAAGCUGAGCUGUAAGUCCAGCGAUGGUUCUGAUCCCAUCAACUACAAGUGGGAGCGAGUGCUGGACAAAGGCAAGAGUCUGGGCAAAUUGCCAAACCUGGCACUGAUAGAUCUCAAGAACCCAGAGAUUGUGACCCUGAGGAAUCUCACCAUGGACAGCACAGGUGUCUACAGGUGCACAGCCAGCAAUGACGUUGGAGAGGAAAACUGCACUAUUGAAGUCACAAUGCAGCAUGUGAGGGAUGUAGGUAAGGUAGCAGGUGCAGUGGUGGGAAUAUCCCUGGGUGUCCUCAUUGUCAUAUUAAUCAUCUGGCUCGUCUUCCGGAAGAAAGAGAAGAAGAAGUAUGAGGAAGAGGAGACCCCAAAUGAGAUCAGGGAGGAUGCCGAAGCUCCCAAGGCCAAGCUAGUGAAGCCCAACUCCCUGUCUUCGUCCCGUUCCGGCAGCUCACGCUCCGGUGCCUCCUCCACCCAGUCCAUGGUGCACAACGUGGGAGGGAGGGGGGGCAUGUGGGGUGAUUCUCUGAUUCAUGUCACCCUGCACCUCCAACUAGCUGCUCCCAGCACCUGCUCUGAAACCACAAACCCCUUUGUCUCCCUGUGGGCUGGGCCCGAUUGUGCCCAUCCAUGUGGACAGACACAGUGCGCUGCGUGUGCAUCAUCUGCCUCAGUGCUAUCGGUCUUUCGUGCUCUCAUAACGGACCCGUGAGAAACCACAGCGGUCCUGAGAGUAACUCGGCUGACUCACAAACAGCUCAUCUGCUUUACCAAUCAGCAGGGGAAACUUCAGGUACAAGGAUGUAGCAUUGACAGUGGAGUCAAAUCAAUGGAGUUGUUACCCCCUUUCCCUCCCACAUCCACAUCCUCCACAUCUAUGGACAUCCUUUUCUGGUACUCAAUAUCUUCCCUGAAUUAUUAAAUAGUAUGUAUUAGGCCUAUAGCGAGUCAAUACUUUAAAUAUAGGGGUUAAGCAUCUAUUAGACCAGCUGGACUUGUUUUUAUUUUAUUUUGUUUCUGUUCUCCUGUGUCUCUUCUCUCUGAACAGGUUGUAAAGGGUGACAGACAGCUGUGUGUCCAUUCAUCCAUAUUAAGAAGUGCCACCAAUCCCUAGGAUGGGUUAUUAUUGUUGCUUUUUUAGUCUUUUGUUUACCUGCUACAUUUCUGAACUGAAACCAAAAUCUGUCACCAUGAAUGUGUGAUGUAUAACGAUGGUGGAUCCCAUUAUUUUCAGCUUCCUAUAAGGUGCUGAAUCAAUAUUUGAGCUACGGCACAAAGAAUUGACCUUGACGUUCAAUUUUACAAUUACUGUUUCUGAAUGAAGGGAGCGAGGAGUAUGAUUCUAGACUUAAAUUGUAUAGGGUGUGUAUGAUAUCAUUGUCAGGGCUCUCCCUGGAUCCAUAACAAUGGAGUGGCACUCGAUUGCUGUCUCGCUGAAUCACGGAGUCCUGCUUGGUUAUUGGUCGAGCUGUGCAAACCAAUCGUCAGUUGUCGCAUCCUCAUACAGACCCAGUGCAGUUUGAUUGAAAGUAUCUGAAAAAAGGGCAAGUAGCCUAUCUAGUGUGCCUUUGCAAUCCCUCUUCCCUUUGAUGGUUUCUUUCUUUGUCCUUAUCUUCAGCACACCAGUGGUUAAGUCUCUGUUCACAUCCAGCUUUGAGGGUCAACAGUAGCAAAUGCUGAGAGAUAUAACUUCACAAACUUGCCCUAGUAAUAACAGAUGCAGCCUAGGGAGCACCAAGCAGAGUGAAUUAUCCAUGGUGAGAAAGCAAUCCCAUGCCAUGGGACAAUGUACUGUACAUUCUGUAAUCAGUCUUGUUUUAUAUUGUACAUACAGAUAGAUAUACGCACAUGAUGUCAUUUAAUUUAAUAAAUAAGGGUAUGUGAGGGGAGAUAUACCCCUUGCAAAAGAGUCAAAUGGGACCCAAAAGUGAAUUUAAACCGUGUGUUUUUUGUACACAUGUUGUGUUAAAAAAGUGAAGCCCCCUAUAAACAAAUAUUAUCAUAUUAAUGGCAAAAAAAUAAAUUAAUCCAAAGUCCAAAGCAAGAUAUCUUCACUAUAACUAUUGGCCAGAUUCUCUUCAGUUUUUGCAUGGAUUUUAUCGAUCAGCUGGGAAUAAUUUCUUAGUGACACCGUGACCUUAAGCAUCACUAUUGGAUCAAAAUUCUCUCUUGGCCAGAUAUUGGGCACUGGCAAGCUAUUUUAAAAAGUAAGUGCCAGAUGUCCAUAAAAUCUGCCAUGAGUAUUUAUAGUCAACACACAACCCUGACCUUUAAUCUGACACACCAUAUAGCUAAAAUUUCUACUUGUGCACGAGAUAGUUCCAUUGGCAGAUUGUCAUGAAGUUUUGUAAGCAUGCGUCAAAGGAAAUGAGCAGUUUUUUAUUUUAAUGCCUUUACUCUCAGGACAAACCUAACAAUUUAAGCUCCACUGUUGGUUCUAAGAGCAAAUAAUCAGUAUGCCAAACAAUUUAAUAUUAUAGCUCGUAAUUGUUAUUGCUAUUUAGAGACUUGUUUAGUCUUGUUUCACUUAUAAAUCACUUAUAAAUCUAAACUUUCUCUCACUACAGUAAAAAAUAGGUCACAUAAGAUGAAAAAACUCAUAAAGCAACAUCUGCCCGAGAAGCACAUGUGGUUUGACUUCACAUGCGGGAUUUCACGUGUGACUUAACUGUAAGGGACAUACUAAGAAAAAUGCCUUUUAUAUUCAACUAGAGACAGCAGUUCAUAUUUGAGCAGGGAAGCUACUGUGUGUGUGUGUGUGUGUGUGUGUGUGUGAGUGUGUGUGGGUUUUUUUGUGUGUGUGUUUGUGUGUUUGUUUGUUUGUGUGUCUGGGCUUGCGUGCUUGCAUGCAUCCGUGCAUGUUUGUGAAUGUGUGUGAGUGUGUAUGUGUGGGUGUGUGCAUGUAAAUUCAGUAUAAGCCCUUGGGCCACACCCACACAUCCUCAUGUUAGCCAUUCAAUGAGUGAGAGAGAAACAGUCAGGCAAAGUAACCUCUAUCCAAAUUGAUAUGACUGCAGACUGGCAGUGUUUAUUUUAGUUUUCACUGACUUAUAUGCCUAUUGCACUUGGCUUCACAGACAGCAGUCAUGUUUUUGCUUGUGGGGGUGGUGUCUUGAGACAAAGCACGUCCAUAAUUCAUAACUAUUGUCAGCUCUGGAGGCCACUUGUUUGCUCCCUCCCUGCUCUUGCUGUCUCUUAACAUAGAAUGCACGUGGCCCUGGGUGUACUGAUGGCAUCUCAAGGCGCACACAUGCACACACACACAAUACAAACAGGUAAAAGUUGUACAUACACACACAUCAACAGGUACACGUGGCACAUUCAGGUCCACACGGGUGUGUGCUUCAUGCACAGUCACAGUUGCACAUACACACAGGCACACACAGUUUGCACAAACAAAAGCCCAAACAGCCAUUCUUGUUAUUUCGGCUGCUUCAGAAUCAAUUUGAUGGAUCGAAUGUCUGGAGGUAUUACGACUGACUGAUGGAACCAGGAUUCUAAAUGCAGCACAGAAAGGGACACUCUACACUGCAUCACCCAGGGAACACACACACA